Pocillopora verrucosa is the source of this 1251-nucleotide messenger RNA. Lineage: Eukaryota; Metazoa; Cnidaria; Anthozoa; Scleractinia; Pocilloporidae. The record is from RefSeq and is a predicted model, not a curated record.
AUGUAUCUUAGACAUCCUGACCCCCUAGAAACGUGCACAACCCUACUGGAAGUCGGGAAAGUGAUAGACGUUGCAGCCAUUAAUGCAUCCUUUCUGAUAUUACUUGCUUUCACAAUUAUCCAGUACACUGGAGUGGUCUCGCCGCUAAAAUACGGCCGGUGCAUUACAAAAUGGCGCCUGUUUAUGUGUUUAUUUGCUAUAGACGCGUAUUCCACAUCGUUCAGUAUCUUUCCUGUCAUGGACAUCGCCGAAGAGAUCGUGCAAAAGAUCGAGAACAUUUUUCACUCCAUCAGACCUCCCUCGGCCCUUCCCGAUGUUGAUAAGAUAAAUGUGUGCUCUCAAGACACACGUCAAUACAGCUCAACUCAACCACACGAACCGAGGAGAGGAAGAUUUCGCUCUCGCAUCAUGUCCUUAGCCAUGCCAACUCUUCUUUUGAUGUUCGUACUGGAUUUUGCCGCAAUCUUUUUCAACGGACUACUGCUACUGAGCUGCUUCAGACAUGAAAAAAAAUACAGAUUUUUCAAAAAGUGCUGGAUACUUUUAGGUCUUCAGGUCGCUUGCCAAGUUGUAAUUCUGGUCGCGGAUGCCGUGGAAUGGUGGAAUGGUUUCCGUAUUCAAGCUACGGAAUCCUGUAAUGUCUUGAGAGUUCUUUCCUUGUCCAUGAUGUUUUUUCAAAUUACUAACCUUACGGCAAUCAUGAAAGUGUGUUAUCAACAUCCCUCAGUACAUGCAGAACAUAAAUUGUACGCGGUGCUUUUUUUGGGAUUCAUCGCUUCCGCAAUGAUCUUUUGGCCUUGGUGCUUCUCGAAAACGGCCAUUUUUCAAGUCGUCCAUAAAGCUGCGUUGCUUUUGACCAUGUCUAUUGACGUCUAUUUGGUUUCCGUAGCCUUGGCUAAAGACAAUGCUGAAUACAAUGAGGAGUUCAUGUCAUCAAAAUCAGACGCGGCGAUGGAUUCACGUUUCUUGUCACGGUCUUGGAGAGCUUGGACAGACAACAAGAAGUCCUUAUUCGUUAUCGUUUUUCUUGCAGCAUGUUCGGUGCUGAUUUUCAGCGACGUGGCCCUUGCUCGUUUCGAAUCAGCUCUAUGGGGUCGCGAUUUGAAAAGAGACACGUCUAUUGAUGGAACUGUUUAUUUACUGAUCCUGAAAUUUUGUUUGGGAACAUGUUUGCCAUUAACACUGUAUGAUUUAAUAAAUUUAAGCUAUCCCAGAAAGAAAGGCAAAGGCACCAUAACAGUAACAAUUUGA